UUCAGCCUGACCGGCUGGGCUCCCUGGGCACCUCUGUCAGAGCCCCGCCCAGGCCUGUGGCCCGCCCCAAUAUAAGCAGCUCCGGGCCUGAGACUGAGAACUCAGUGCCCGAGUCAUCCACACCUGUCUCCAUCAUCGCCAUCGCAUCGCGCCCUCCUGCAGAUCUCUCUCUCUGGACAUCCCUGUCUUUCUCAGUGCUGCCUGUGCCCCUCCUCAACCUGAGUACCACUGGGUUGAGUUUGGAAAUCCUAAGGCCUAGCACCCCCUCUACUAACCCCCUUGGCAUCGGAUGUGGGACAUUUCUCUUCACCUUCCUCAGCCUCGGUGUUCCAUCUGUGAAAGGGGCUUGCGGAGAAGUCAGUGCUGGGCAGGCAUGAGCCAUCCAGUGUCCCUAGGACAGACUCCGCUGCUGUCACCGCUGCCACCUCCGCCGUCCCCAACGCCACCUCCUCAGGGCCAGCAAGAUGCAGUUUGAGAUGCACGACAACGUGAAAGGCAAAGCCAUGUCCUACCCAGUGACCAGUCAGCCCCAGUGUGCCACCAGCUGCUACCAGACCCAGAUCAGCGACUGGCACACCGGGCUCACGGACUGCUGCAACGACAUGCCCCUCUGUCUGUGUGGCACUUUCGCCCCCCUGUGCCUCGCCUGCCGCAUCUCCGACGACUUCGGCGAGUGCUGCUGCACGCCCUACCUGCCCGGAGGCCUGCACUCCCUGCGCACCGGCAUGCGGGAGCGCUAUCGCAUCCAGGGCUCCAUCGGGCAUGACUGGGCGGCCCUCACCUUUUGUUUGCCCUGCAGCCUCUGCCAGAUGGCGAGGGAGCUGAAGAUCCGAGAGUAAAGGGUCCCCCUCCCACCUCCCCCUGGAAUGCUGCCUCCUCUGCCCCUCCUGGGAGGGGCUGCCCCUCCGCCUAUCCUGACACCAGAAAUACACCCACAAUAAAAACCUGAAAACCA
This is a messenger RNA of Myotis myotis, 955 nucleotides long. It is a transcript of the gene CNFN, whose product is annotated as cornifelin. NCBI's taxonomy places the organism in Eukaryota, Metazoa, Chordata, Mammalia, Chiroptera, Vespertilionidae. The transcript is spliced from 6 exons. The record is from RefSeq and is a predicted model, not a curated record. Gene Ontology annotation, cellular component: cornified envelope. Bases 465 to 839 code for a protein of 124 amino acids.